CCCAUUUGUUAUGUUUUUACACUCACUCUCUCGCGAGUGGACAAGCCCUUUUCCACUCACUGUUUUAAUGCUAAUGAAAGCAAAAUGAAAGAUACCGCCUGCUCGUGUACUUCGCCGUGCAGCGUGAUAAUUGCCGGCCCAAUAAAUUAACAGCGCCACUCUCUUAUUGUGAUUGGGCAAAAGAACACGGCUAAGUGAGCGCAGAUUGCGGAUUAGCUGGACGGCAAGGCUCGCAGCAACUUCAACGUGUAAAGUACUGUGACUAUAUCCUUCUUCUAUGAAAGCUAAGAGUAGAUAAUUAAUUUUUAAAAUGAACGCAUCAAGAAAAAAUAAUUUAAAAAAUGUUGGUUUUUGUUUUUGAAAAAGUUGUUUGUGGAUUAUGAAAAAUUUACUAGUCUCCUUUUCUUUCAAAUAAUUAUGCGGAAGGCAAUCAUGCAGAGAGUUUUAAUACUUGUACACGUUACACGUUCAUACAUUAUAGUUUCAAAUAUUAAAAAAUGCGUUUAAUAAUAAAUUCAUUCAAUAUUAAAAAAACGUACUAGUGCAAUGUUUAUAUAUUUAAUUUUCAUUGCUUAUAGGGAUUGUGCUGUGUUCGGAUAUGUGAAAGCAAACUUCCUCCAGAGCGAUAUUCCUCUACGGCACUCUAAUUUCCAAGAGCUGUUAAAUUUCCUUUGAAUACCAGGUCAUAAAAAAGCAGCACCCACAUCAAUUUUCCCUGAUCGCCCGAGAGAGCAGCGAGAGUGAGGAUGAAGGAAGGUGCCUAUGCCGCCGCCACCGCCGUCUAAUAUAAUAAUAAUCAUCGCGGCGUCACUUGGCUUGCUUUUGUUUUCUUCGAAAACGAGCGGAAUUGGCAGCCCGGGGGCGGCAUCCGAGAGGCGGCUAAUCACCUUCUCCACCCACCUGCUUUCCGCCUCGGGGGCGGCUGGCUCGUGGAGAGCGCCAGAGAGCUGCAUACAUACACCCCCGCAGGCCCAGCUCCACACCGAUUAUUACCGAGAAUCAGGAAAAAGCAGAGCAAGAAAAUCAUAUGUUGACGAUUGCCAGGGUGAACCUCACUAAUUGGGGUCCAAGGUUGGUAUUUUAUUUUCGAAGAAAAGCAUUCUUAUGAGGUGCCUUCGAUGUUCAAACCUCAAGUUAUAUCUAAUGUAUCAUACAGUAUAUUUAUUUAUUCUUGUUUAUUCUGCCUUGUCAUUUAAUGUUUGGCAGUGUAUUUAUAUGAACGAUUGCGUGGCUGUGAACGUUAAUCAGUUUUGAUUCACAAGUUUUAUCUUAUCAACUGAGAUAAUUCUCAUAAUAAGUUGCUACGGUCAGACUACACUCAGUAUAGGUGCCUAGAUAUCAAAGAAAAUGUCCGCCUAUAAUACACGCACCUCUUUCAGCUGUGUAAAUUGCCACAUGAAGCAAAAGCAUAAAAAUGAUGAAGGGGAGGAAGCACCAAGCGAAACAAAUUUAAUGGCAGAUGAUCAACAGUUUGAGAGAUUUAGUCAUCAAUAUGUGGUGAAUGCUGGCUUGUGUGAUCUAUUAUUUAAUAAUUUUGAAGUCGAGCACCACCUCUGUGAAGGAUGUACAGACUGCAGUAUUGAUUUGAUAAAACUUUUAAUUUUAAACACGGAACAUGAAGUUGAAGAUUAUACGGAAUAUUUAAACAAACUCAAUUUUGAACAAAGUGACGAGACCCUUGAUGAGUUAGAGGCAGAACUAGCUAAGCUUCAACAAGAGGAGAAAAAAUUAGAGGAGGAUAUUGGAGAAUUCAAUGAGGAAAAGAGGACUUCCCGUGAGUCCAUAGCAGAAAAAGAGGCGUUGGAAAGGAAACGCAAGCUUCAUGAAGCACGUGAGCUGUCAAAACUCGCUAUGAACGAAGAUGAAAUCUCAUCCCUUCAAUUGCGUCUACUUAAUGCAACUCUCUGGUUAAAAACGGUGCAAGAUACAAACGUGUUUAGCGCCUGCUUCAAAAUUUGCGACGAAGGCACUGUGGGUGUGAUUAACAAUUUCUCACUAGACCACUCGCUAAGGGAAAUUAACGCAGCCUGGGGUCAGGCUGCUUUGUUGCUCACAUCCCUAGCAAAAUUAAUUGGACUGGAGUUCGAAAAGUACCGGAUUGUAGCUUACGCAAGCCGUUCUCAUCUUGUGGUUUUAGAGGACGGGCAAAUGCUGCCUCUGUUUAAUUUAAAUGGUUGCGCCUUUAAAUCAAAAGACAAAAGUUUUGACGCAGCAAUGGUUGCAUUUUUAGAAUUAAUGCAACAACUCGAAGUGAGGAUAAAGUCAAUUGAUGCGACAGUUUUGAUGCCUUACGAAAUAAAAGGUGGAGUACUUGAGGACAAAUAUGGCCAAUCAUACUCUAUAAGGAAAGAGUUCAAUUCGGAGGAAGGAUGGCAAAAGGCGCUAAAAUAUAUGUUGAGAAAUUUGCAAUGUUAUUUAUGUUUUGUUUCUGUAUUUUUAACAGAGGAUACUCAUAAAUGAACUGUUUUAUCACAAAUAAUGGCAGUUCAUUAUCCUAUUUAAAAAUGUGAUAAUUUAGAAAUGAGAGCUCAUAUAAUGUGUCUUUGAGUAUUUUUCCCCCGACGUUCCACUUAUAACGCUCCUCGCACAACACCAGUUCUCGUCAACAGUUUUCCUCCAUAUUUCAUACAUCUUAUCAAUAAAGUUAUAUCAUAUUACGCACAAUAGAAGCCGCCUAUACAAACAGUCUCAUUCAUUAACAACUAUCGCACACAUUAUUGAAAAUUCAUAAAUUAAAUCCAUCAUAGAGUCUAAUCAAAAACACCUGUCUGCUGUCUGCUAAAACAUGGAGAUUGAGAGGAGCCUAUUAAAUCUUAAACCUAUAUAUUCGAUAAUAUUCCUUAAUUUCAUCUAUCAUAUCAAUUAAGAUAACAUGAUAAUAUCAUGCAAGAGAAAAACGCAAA
Molecule: messenger RNA, 2903 nt
Organism: Cloeon dipterum
Lineage: Eukaryota; Metazoa; Arthropoda; Insecta; Ephemeroptera; Baetidae
Product: beclin-1-like protein
Exons: 8
Coding region: 1348-2460 (370 amino acids)
Biological process (GO): autophagy; late endosome to vacuole transport; cellular response to nitrogen starvation
Cellular component (GO): phagophore assembly site; phosphatidylinositol 3-kinase complex, class III, type I; phosphatidylinositol 3-kinase complex, class III, type II
Source: RefSeq, a predicted model, not a curated record